GCUUGAUGUGCAAAGCCUAAACUAUUGGAAAUAAGAUCACUGAUUUCGUGCUUAAGGAAGAACAGGAGUCGUUCAAGCUCACUCUCAAGGCUAUUAAGAGGAACUAUGAUAAUAUUAAGCUCCAAAAAUUACAAAAUAUUUUAAAGAAGAAGAAAUAGGAAGAAAUUUAAGUCGAAUAGAAGGAUUUCUGUCAUUAAGCCUAUCAGAAUUAAGAAGAAUUCUUUACUUGGUAUGGUCAUUCCUAAAUCAGGAAGAAGAUUUGCUAAUUCCAUCAGCCUUAAGAGCCAAUAUUUUAACAUGUGGUCACCAAAGAAGAGAGGAAUUCCUUCGAAUGCGAGUUUUGCAGCUGAUAUGUAUGAUACUUUUACCGAAAUCUGUGAAGGUGAAAGUUCUGUUUCAAAAUAAUUCCCAGAAUAGUCAACCUUCUUCUAGGAAGAAAAAGACAAUUAACGAUUUGACAAGUCAACAGCGAAAGUUACUUGAGCUAGCGAGGGAGAAAUAUAGCAGAUUUACUAGGAAAUGAAACAAGCAAAAGAAGACCAAGUUUAGAAGGAAAUCAAAGUUUCAGAAACAAUUUAAGGAGUUUGACAAGAUGAGUGCUAUUAGAUAUCCUACUUUGAACAACACAAAAAUGAAUAAUGGGUUUCAUAACAACAUUCCUCAAUUUCGGAGAUGUACCAAGGAGGAGCAUGCUAGUUUUCUGUGUGAUUUACCAAAACUAGAUAUUUCCACUACUCCCAUAGAGCUUAAGUCUAAAUCCCGAGUAGGCUUGUAAAUUAACUCUCAUUUAGGCCCAAAAGUCUAAACUCCU
Molecule: messenger RNA, 811 nt
Organism: Moneuplotes crassus
Lineage: Eukaryota; Ciliophora; Spirotrichea; Euplotida; Euplotidae
Source: the annotation of a GenBank genome assembly